Rangifer tarandus platyrhynchus (Svalbard reindeer) is the source of this 564-nucleotide messenger RNA. The record is from the annotation of a GenBank genome assembly. Lineage: Eukaryota; Metazoa; Chordata; Mammalia; Artiodactyla; Cervidae.
AUGUGCAGCACAUCCUUGCGAGUGACCGGCAAGUGUCACCGGCCACUGCUACAAGCAGCAGGCGCGCCCGACGCGCCGUUAGCGCCUGAGGAGGCAGAGGGCACAUUGCAUACCGUAGUGGGCAUCGAAGCGCUUCUGCGUGUUCCUGGAGGAAGAGUUACCAUCCGGGCAAAAGGCGCCCUCCGCAGAAGAGCUGCACUGCUGGACGACGCUGAACAUGCAAGUACUGGAAAGCAGUGCGAGUCUGCUAUUAGGAAUCCGGCGCCCGCCGAUGUCUGCAACGCCGUGUCGCGUCACGUGGGUGCUAGACGCACACUACGGCCCAACCCGCACUGCAAGCGUGGAAGGCGGCCUAAGAAAGAUAUCACUCACAACUUUACAAUACUCUUGAGCGUGCCAACUGUACAACCCUCUUUCACACUACGUCUCCUCGUGAAGAUUCAGUGGAGUGCUUGGCGCUGCGCACCUGCAGGCAGAGGACGCAACCGCGUUGCAGGCGGCGCAACUUCCGGUCUUACAGUACGACGAGCCGCCGAGCGCCAGUAUGAGCACAUCUCCCCUUGA